Molecule: messenger RNA, 1332 nt
Organism: Belonocnema kinseyi
Lineage: Eukaryota; Metazoa; Arthropoda; Insecta; Hymenoptera; Cynipidae
Gene: Fer1HCH
Product: ferritin subunit
Exons: 5
Coding region: 243-773 (176 amino acids)
Biological process (GO): intracellular iron ion homeostasis; iron ion transport
Cellular component (GO): cytoplasm
Molecular function (GO): ferrous iron binding; ferric iron binding
Source: RefSeq, a predicted model, not a curated record
AGCAACAGAACGAUACUCUGCAGUCUGAAUACCAGUGAGCAAUAUAUAAUAGAACGUGAUUUCUACUUCGUUUUUAAGUGUCCGAUGAGAUUACACAUUGAGUUUAGUUGUGCGUUAUCAUCUCAUCACAUUUGAUAGAAGACAGCCUUCUAUGCCAGUGUGUAUAAAGGUUGCUUCGAACAACGUCAAUUAAAAAUUGUAUUCCUUUACUUGAAGUACUAUAACCUCUUAAUAUCAUCGUUAUGAAAUUACUCAUUAGCCUAUUUUUGGCAUUGUCUUGCCUCAUCAGCAUUUCCAGUGCCGAUGGUCUUAAAUGUACAUUGAAGCCGGCCGAUAUCCCUUCAACAUGGAUUGAUAUGGUAGAUCCUUGUGUGAAAGUUAUGGAGAAUCAGGUCAAAAUUGAGAUUGAAGCGGCCAUGACUUAUCUUGCUAUGGGUGCACAUUUUGCCCGUGACUCCGUAAACCGACCAGGAUUCGUUAAGCUCUUCAUAGAAGCUGCCAGUGAAGAGAGAGAACAUGCAGUAAAAGUGAUUGAAUAUUUACUUAUGCGUGGCCAGCUCACGAGUGACGUUAGCAAGCUUCUGAAAUUUCCUCUGAGACCAAUACGAGAGGAUUGGGGAAAUGGUGUUGAAGCGCUUUCUGAAGCUCUUAAUUUAGAAACUCAAGUUACGAAGAGCAUUCAAGAAAUUAUUCGCAUCUGCGAAACUCCGAAAACCAGUAGUUUCAACGAUUAUCACCACACAGACAAUAACAAAACUGAUGAACAAAAGUGAUAAAUUGAUAAUCUAUUGCAUGAGAAAGAUGUGAAGUUAAAUGAAACAAAAUAAAAUAACAAUAAAAUUAUUGGAGAAACCAAUUCAAAAUUAAUAACCACUUUUCGGAAAGUAUAGGAUCUUGGAGCGUGUGGUCGAUGCACUUACCAAUCUUCAACUGUCGAAGUGAUGCCACCCUUCACUCACACUCACCCCUGUCACCAACCCUUCACUCCCGUCUGAUCAUCGGAAAAUUCCAUCAUUGUCCAAUGGGCCUUCUCAGUGCUGGCUCGUGAAGAGAGUUUACCCCAACUCACAAUUUUUAGAUCUAAUCAAUGUCUACGCGUACAAGGCAUUAAUUUCAUAUGCCUGUGUAUAAAAUACCCUUGCUGGAGUAAGCUCACUCAAACUAAUGUCCAUGAAUAGACCGAAAAGUACUGGAAAAAAUUCAGUCGGGACGGGCCUGGCCAUACCUGAAAGCUGAACAAAACGUUCGCUGACUACUGCGUGUAGCAAAGCGUUCACAUUUCUUACUAAAGACACUUUUAUUCAUAUUGUUUUUCAUUUAAGAUUAGGAUUU